This is a messenger RNA of Dimorphilus gyrociliatus, 1397 nucleotides long. Lineage: Eukaryota; Metazoa; Annelida; Polychaeta; Dinophilidae. The record is from the annotation of a GenBank genome assembly.
AGGUACCAGCAGCGCACAGUUUAGCAUUAUCCAAAAUAAGAUUCUCUCCGUCAAUAUCACGUUUUUAAAUAUAAGAAAUGCCUACAAUUGCUAUUCGUUAUGCUUUUGGAAGACCUCAGGUUUUAGAAAAAAUAUGUUUAGAUGAACAGGAUAUGACCAUAUCGAGGCUUCUCUCAAAAACGUCUAUUUGUUCGACUUUUUCAUCAAACAACUUUUACGUAACUCAUAAUGGUAAAAGAUUGGAAUCUAACACUAGAUUAGACGAAAAUAAUAUAUAUACAAUUGUUGGAAAGCUAAAUGGCGGCAAAGGUGGUUUUGGUUCUUUAUUGAGAUCCAUCGGAGCUCAGAUCGAAAAGACGACAAAUAAGGAAGCAUGUAGAGAUCUAAGUGGUAGACGAAUGCGAGAUUUAAAAAAUGAACAGAGCAUUAAAGAAUGGAUGAGUAAGGCAAAAGAGAGAGAUGAGGAAGCCCAACAGAAGAAAGCGGAGAGAAAGGAACGUUUACGACGCGAUUUUAAACAUAAAUUUGAAGAUCCAAAAUAUUUCGAACAAAAGGAUUUGGCAGUUGAAAGAAUGGAUGAAGCAUUAAAAUCUGGAUUAGAGAAGGUCUCAUCAACAACUGAGCCGGGUACAUCAGGUUUAAAGAGAAAAUCGACAGAUCAGCAAAAAUCUUCUAAAAAGCUAUGUGCUAUGUUCGACGAUUCUGACUUGAGUGAGAGUAAUGAUGAAAUGGAUGAUGAAAAACCGGAAGAAAUAUCUGAAGAUUCAUCUGGGGCUAGUUCUAGUGAUAAACCUCAAGAUAAUGCAGAAGCCAGUCCUGAGCGUAAAAUCGAAGAUUGUUCGGAUAAUUCGAGAGUUAAUAAUGAAUGCAAACCCGAUAAUAGCUCAGAAGUCAGUUCUCAAGAUAAAACCGAGAAUAAUUUCGAGAAACAAAGUGAGAGCAUUCCAUCAUCCAGCCAAACGCCUGAAAAUGACUGUCAUUUGUUGACGAAAGAGGCCAUCGUUGAGCCUGAUUCUUCUACAGAGGCCCAACAAGUUAGUUCUACUAAUACUGAUGAAAACAAGAUUGAUGGACAAAACAAAGUUAAAGAUAAUGAAGAUAAAGCAGUUGAAAAGAAACUUGAAGACAAGGACACAAGACUAUCGUCGUCAGUGGAAAUCAAUAAAAAUGAACCUUCGAAGGAAACAAUAAAAGAUAUAGAUUUAUUAUCGUAUUCUAACGUAAAGGAACUUGAAGAACUAGGCUUGGAUGUGUUGAAAUUUGCUUUACAAAGUAGAGGAUUAAAAUGCGGUGGAACGCUUCAACAGAGAGCAGAACGACUCUUCUCAGUGAAAAACUUGAAACCUCAUCAAAUCGAUAAAUCUCUAUUAGCAAAAUCGAAGAAUGCUAAGAAAUAA